Pectinophora gossypiella (pink bollworm) is the source of this 5966-nucleotide messenger RNA. RefSeq lists its product as uncharacterized. The coding region runs from base 189 to 3155 and encodes 988 amino acids. The transcript has 15 exons. The record is from RefSeq and is a predicted model, not a curated record. NCBI's taxonomy places the organism in Eukaryota, Metazoa, Arthropoda, Insecta, Lepidoptera, Gelechiidae.
GGUGAUCUGUCAAAUCUCCAACUGCAAAACUGAAAUUGUCUGGGACAAAUUCGUGUUACUUCUUGUAAAUCACAUCUUUUUCUCUAUAAUAUUUAGAUUACUUGUUUUUAUAUAAAUGUAGUUGUUGUGUUAAAUUUGUAUGUGGUUUGUGUAAAGUGCCAAAUUAAUGCCUCCACUCUAUUGGUAUCAUGAAUCAGUUUGAUCAUAAUAUAAACAAAGAUAUGAGUGAUUCUGAUCUGAUCGACGUGGAAUCUUUGGAUUUUUCGGAUGAACAGACAUGGUUGUACAAAGUCCCAGAAGAUUCAGGUGCGAAGAUCGACAUAGUGGACUGGAGUCUGUCUCUUGACUGGCCGGUAUAUGAGGACGAGGAAUAUGACAACACUGAGAAACAACUGUAUGCUGUGCUCGAUGAAAUCCUUAAAAAACAAGUCCUGGCAAUGCCAGACAAGCACAAAUUCGAUUCGCGGACCUACGUGAAGCCGAAGAAGCGAGUCCAAAGGCCGAGCAUCCACAACAUCGUUGAGGGCAGCUCAAACCCUCCCUCCAUUUCGCCUAACAAUUCCCUCAUCACUUCAGGCAAUAAAUACCUAACGUAUAACAAAUAUACCUCACCCUUAGGACCUAUAGGGCCGAUGUUAAGACUGAAGACAUUCAAUGUUGACACCAAUACGGAGAACAGUACAGCUGUGAAGGAAUAUGCCAUGAAGAGGAGGAGUUUGGUGUCUGACGAUGAUCCACAGCUGGAAGACAUAGACAUGACCCUGGUGUCCGAGGGUUCAGAGCGGCUGUCAGAACCAACCAUGACGCGGCCCAUCAACAUCGACUUGUCCCAGCCCGCGCACAACCUUCACAACACCUUCAACAAAGGCAUGAUGAUCAGCGACAGAGGCAGCCUGAACAUGUACCAGAGCGGUGAGUCGCUGAUGCGGAUGUCUCCACCAAGCCUGGUCUCAUCCCUGUUGAUGGAACAUUCUGGCACCUUCAACCCUGAGUCCUUGGAGGGGAGGAAGUCUUUGACCGUGCAUAGGGACUCUGGCGUAACAUCAGGCCGAGAAAGUCUAGAUCCAAUGAUGACGAGCAUGACGCUCAGCAUUUUGGAUGAGAAAGAUAUGAGCACAAGUUUCCUGUCCCAAACUACAUACCCUGACAACGACAGCCUGAUGGACUCAUUACCACCAAGCCUGGUCAGCUCUGUCAACUCCUCAUACGUCGUCUCAAACACCACACCCAAACCGAGAUCCGAUAGUGUCGACUCAAACAACAUAUUCAGCUCGGCAACCUUCACCCACCUAGAACAAUCAGAGAAGCUACUCUCUGCGCGCCCGCGACACCAAAUGUACAACAGCUUCAAACGUGAAACACCCAUGCGCAACUCCGAGAGCUACACAAAAGCGAGGGAAGAGGCCUGCCAAAUAGACAGCGCAAAAAUACUGAACGAAAACAUUGAUAAGAAGGAGGCUAAAGUUUCCAAACCUAAUGAGAUGGCAGAAACUAUUACGCUGCACUACUCAAACAACAAGUUCAGAAGAAACAUUGACGCUGAGAAGGAAAACGUGAACUCUUCUUUCGAGAAGGAUGACGCUUUCUACAAAGACAUGGGCAUGCCUGGAAAACCGAUAGACGUGGCUAGAAACAGUCUCAACGUUACACUAGACAAGCAGGAGCUGAACGAAAUAAUACAAGCGAGACAGAAGCUUUCUUUAGCAAGGAAAGCGUUGCCAAACGAACCAGAAAGGUCGUUGCCCAAUCAGGUGGAAGUGUCUCCGACUAAGACGUUCAUAUCUACUAAUCAGCCUAUGGCAGUCCCAAGGAAGAGUAUGGACAAUGCUUCGGAGUUGCUUUCAAGGAGAAGAGCCUACGCCAAUGGGUAUGAUAAGCAGGAAGAGCCGGUGAGAGAGCCCCCGAAGAGGAACGCGACGUUUAAGAAGACGUCGCCAAGAGCGUCUAUGGAUACGACGGUAGUGUUUGUGAAGGAUGACAAUCCGAUUAUAGAUAUCAACUCGGCUACUUUGAAUCUCAUCGACGCCAGUGAAAGAACAUUGCAACAAGAGGAGUGGAGUUCUCAGGAACGUGCUAUGGUUGGGUCCAGCGAGAGCACGGACACGGCUACCUUCAGUUCUUCUAGCCCACCCGACAGCGUGCCCGACACCGCUGCCAAUGAUCCACGUGCACACGUAGCCUCAACCCCUCUGACGGUCAGAAAAUGUGGCAAGACGGACCUCCUCAACCUCCACACGACCAUAUCUCCAAUCUACAACAUGGUCGACGACAAAUCCUACACAGUUACUAAAGCCCCAAUAGCGAAUUCUUCCGGUGGUAUAGAUAUUAACAAUACUACAGUUAUAAAUAGUGCUACGAUGGUGAAGAAAAGUGCUAAGAGAGAUAUUAUGAAAACAAGUCCAGAGAAGAAGAUAGCGCCGCCUGCGCAGGUUAAAUCGCCGCCCGCUAAAGUGCCGAAUACAGCGUCGUACAGCGUGAUGGCGCCACCAGCGGGCAUGGUGCGCAAGACAAGCCUGCCCACCUCCAAACUGCGGCAGUACAGCUCCCACAAGGAACUGAGACUGCCCGUCAGCUCCAGUAAUAGCAGUAAUUGUCCAUCAACGUCAUCAACUCGUCAGUCCACGGGACGUAACAUGGUGCGCCGCAACGUGUACGCGUCGAACCCGGCGCUCAGCCCCACGGCCUCCGCGCCCGUCCGUCGAGACUCCUACACCAUCGCCGUUGAACACCCGCCGCUGCGAGACGAAGAAGUAUCAGCUAAGCCGGUGCUAACAAACCCCCCAGUGUUGGUGCGGCAAGGGACUGAGACGUUACGAAGGGAACGACCGCAGAGCCAACUAGUACAGCCUAAAGACCUCCGCUCGGCGCCGCCUACUGGAGUGCCUGUUUCCAUGCGAAGUCACUACGGCCCUCCGCCGACAACAAGGCCGUACUCGAUAGCAGGCGCGACACAGCUACGCAUCACUAGGCCGGCCUCUGGGCCUGCGCAAAAACCGGCGCCAGUGGCAACGCAAGCAGAGCAGCGCCCGGCCUCCGGUUCGGAUGCGCGAGUGUCCGCGCUACCUCGCCCCUCGAGACUCCCCGGACCAAGACGGACCCUACGACCACCAUCAGUAUACUCCGUAGCGCCGACGGCGGAUGUCGACCACUACUGACGUCUGAUCUGCUGUGCCAACUGGGGAAGACGCCCCCCCUAACGUAUUAACUAAUAAUUUAACUAAAUCUAGCGUAGCAACUAAUUCGACUGAACGAAACCCGGUGUCUUGACAUUUUUGUACCGCGUAGUGAAUCUUAGCUCGUUUUACGAAAAUAAAGAUGGCCGCGACCGAUUGACAGUUGAAAUCAAUGUUGUCAAAGUGAGAAAUUAAAGAAUCGAAUUUUGAAAUGGCAACACUUGAUUGUAAAUCGGUCAAGGACUAGUAUUUGUUGAGAAAUGUUUUGAUUGUCCGAAAUGGUGAUACAAUACACACGUUAAGGUGAACAUUUUUUUGAUAAAAGCAGUUGGAGUUUGACUGCGAAAUUUUAAAUUGAAACGGGCAAACCAAAUUGUCCGCACAAGUUUUAAAGUUUGAACAUUGCUUAGUUCCUUCAAAAUUUCGGGCAUCUCGCCAUAUCGUUUUCAAAUACCCCAAGUAGACGUUGGCAGUAUUAAGUAAUCGGUUUAUUUUUAAUAUUUGUAACAUGACAUACUGCCAACUUUUAAAAGCCGACAGGCACUGACCAAUCACUCAAUUGGGAGUAAAUAUUUUAAAAUUAUUUGAUUGUAUUUAUUAUCGUUAGACAAUAAUUAAGAGAGACUUAUUUGAAUGCAAAUAAACGUUAACUUUGUAAUAUUUUUUGUACUCAUUGAGAUCAAUUCACCGUGACAUUUUAAUCGCCCUUCAUUGCAAGUGUUUUGUUAUGGAUUCGACAUUGUAAAUUUUUCUAGCGAAAAUUUUGCUAAUGUCCUUAAUUUGAGGUCAGAAAUUCGCUUUUCACCCCUUGAAAAGUCUUCCAAUUUCCAACCUCCGCAUGUAAACGAAUGCUCUCUCAUCGUUCUCAUCAAGUGAAGCUCAAAAUUACAAAAUUUCUACCUAAUUCAUGAUUUGGUACAAAGACAUACAAAUUUAGAUAUUAUUCCUAUAUUGUUUACAAAUUUAGUACGUAGUAUAUGAGCGUUAUCUUUGGGAAUAGUUAUUUAUUUCAGAAUAAGAAGUUUUGCAUUUCGUUUAGAGAUUGUAAUCGUUUAGGGACGUGUAAUUUAAUUGUAUUUUGCUUUAGAUGUAAAAUUUAUUAUUAUAUUUAAAAUUAUUCUCUUAUAAAUACUAACUAUUGUAAUAUAAAACAAAAUAUUGAGGUAUACGCACAGAGCACGGUAACAAAUUUUGUAACAAAGGAAUUAAACUUACAAAAAUAACAGAAACGAUAGUUUCUAUGUAGCGGUUUAGAUAGUACUGCACAAAAACAAUGUGUUAUUCAUACAACUUCAUAUAAAAUAAACAUUGCUUGAAGAAUAUACAUAGACGUUGCCGCUUCUACUUUUUAUAAAUCUUUAUCUUCAACAUGUAACAUAUCGUAAAACUGUAUCUUCCUUAAAUUAUUAAAUUACAGAAAUCGCUUACGCUUUCGGCAUUCUUAUAUUCCUUCAACUUGUUUCCGGCCAAAUUACAGUAUUUUAUUUUAUAUAUAUGUGUUAUAAAUCCACAAGUAUAUACAGCAAUAAUAUAUUAAAAGCACCCCGUGAAGUCUAUGACAUCUCAAAUGUGAAGAGUGCAACAUUGUGUGUAAUAAUCUAUCGCGCAAUUGACAUGUCAUCGAUUUUACAAAUAUGUAUUGUACAUUAUUAUUACGUGCAAAUGUGAAAUAUGUACAGCGACUGAUUUUUGUAAAUGUUUGUUUCAUAGCUGUAUUAAAUUGUAAAGGCUAGUUACUUGCGUUGAUAUACGUGGCAUUGUCUUAUUAAAGCCUCUCAAUAAUUCGAUAAGAAAAAAAAAGUCUUUUCAUAAAACGUAACCACAAACUUUUAAGUUUUUAUUUCUAUGGUACAUUGAUUGUAUCAUUAUACCUUUCACCUUUGGUACUUUUAAACGUGUCGUUGUUUUUAAACGAUUCAAUAUGCGUUCGACCUUUGUUCUGAGGCAGUACUUACACGCUUCCUCGCAUUUUUCGUGUAUCGCUUUGACAUUCUUAACAAGAAUUUCUUGUACAAUUGUUGUAGUCUUGUGUGUAAGACUCAAGUCUAGAAACAUAUCCAGUGACCUUCAAAAACAAUCCUUGUCUACGUUGCUUAUAUUUUUUGUCGCCACUCUACGUAAGCACGAAAAAUUACUAAGUCUGGCCACGAUCGUAUAGGUAUAUCUCUUUGGAAAGAAACAACAUCAUCCUAUCGUGUUUCCCGUUUUAAUUUCAGAGUUCGCUUAUCUAGCCUGACGUUAUUGGGUUCAGAGCUAUUCACACCGAUUACAGCCGUAAGGCCCAGGUGCUUUUUAAAAUCCAAAUCUCAUUGUUAAUAAUAACCCUGAUACCAGGGUUGAUGCGGUUGGUAAUUCACCUCACAACCCACACGAUAGAAGAAGAAGAGAUUGUUUAAUUAUUGUGUCUAGAAAUCUGGGCCUCAUGAGGUUAUAGAAGCAACUGUCAAUUUGCCCUAAUUUCCCCAGAUGACUGAAAUACAUAAAAGAAAAAUAUUUUAUAAGGCCAUAUAUCAUCUCACUGAUGGAUGUUAUCAGCCUGCCCUAUCCCACUCUUAGUACCUAUACACUUAGAUACAUACGCAUGUAUUCCUCUUGCACUCAUCUCUGUCAGUCAAUAGAUGAUGAUAAUAUGAUAAUAAAGUCAAUGUCAUGAUAGCAACGCAGAAACAGCCCGUGUCCGCUCCUCGCGCCGGCCCGCUGACAUAUCCGUCGUCGAACUCACACGACGUGCCUUAUUUAGGUAGACUAAGGAAUUUUGUUUUCAUUUUCUAAUAAAACUAUGUAUUUACACAA